Glarea lozoyensis ATCC 20868 is the source of this 2277-nucleotide messenger RNA. RefSeq lists its product as uncharacterized. Lineage: Eukaryota; Fungi; Ascomycota; Leotiomycetes; Helotiales; Helotiaceae. The coding region runs from base 1 to 2277 and encodes 758 amino acids. The record is from RefSeq and is a predicted model, not a curated record. Gene Ontology annotation, molecular function: transmembrane monodehydroascorbate reductase activity. The transcript is spliced from 2 exons.
AUGGCUUCGACGGAAGGCCUUGCCCCAGCGGGGAGCAGAAUGGGGAAUCGAUUUAAAAAUAUGUCAGGAUACUAUAACUUGAUACUAGGACACGCAAUCCUCGCAGUCAUAACCUUUCUCGUCAUCGUCCCCUCCGCGAUAUUUAUAGCCCGAUUUCAUAGAGGCACGAAUGCACUGCGAUGGCAUAUUUACUUGCAAAUAAUGACUGUGGCGCUUUCGACGGUGGUUCUUGUACUCGGAUGGUUUGCAGUAGGACCGAACCGCAGUCUUACGAAUCCUCAUCACGGAAUUGGUCUUGCUAUUUAUGUCCUGAUCAUGUUACAAUGGCUCGGAGGGUCCUGGAUAUACACACGCAAGCCGAGGACACGAAAGAGACAAUCUCUGAAACGAUAUCUACAUCAAUGGAUUGGAAGGGCAACUGCUUUGUUAGCUAUUGCGCAGGUUCCUCUUGGAUUAACCCUUUAUGGAAGUCCCCGCUGGACUUUCAUACUAUACGCUCUUUGGAUGGCUUUCCUUGUUCUUCUUUAUUUCAUUUUAUCCUAUCGACGACUAGAUUCACACACGGAUCUUAGACGACAGAGUAGCCAUGGCGGAACAGUCAUUUCAGACAAGAAGUCAAGCCGAUUUAAAUUUUUGGGGCCAUUGGCAGCUGGUGCGGGAGCGGCGGCUCUUCUUGGAAGAAGACGUCGAAGUAGGAGCAGGAGCAGAAGUAAUAGUAGGACAAGGAGACAUGAAGUAAUACCGAGUCGACGAGGUAGCGAUAGUUAUGUGGACGAGAAGUUCGAAACUAGAAAACGAAAGGAAAGCGGAGGGUUCACAGAUAAGCUCCUGAAAGGAGCUGCGCUGGUGGGAGCGGCAGGAUUAGCAAAGAGUUUCUUCGACAGCCGCAAGAGAAAAAGCGCCGACGAUGCAUCUGACUAUACCUCGGUAGCCCCAGAUACUCCUUCAAGAAGACCGAGCCGACGACAUCACCAAGAAAGUGUUAUCAGCGAUGAGAGUAUGAUGGAGCAAGGAAGAAGGCCAAGAACACCACUACUACCAGGUCCGGGUGAUCCAGUUUUGGCUGCAGCGGCUAUUAGUGCAGCUCAAGCUCCCACGACACCACGACCUGUCCGGCCGCAUUCUGCCCGAAGAUCUAGUUAUGAUAGUUAUAGUACAGCUAUCUACACCAUCAGCGAUUCUCCGUCGAGAAUACCCCAAAAGUCUAGUGGAGCAGGGAAAGGGCUGCUAGCUGGUUUGGGUCUCGGGUGGUUUGGAAAAAAGAUGGCAGAUCGUAGAGCAAACAAAGAGCAAGCUCGGUUAGACAAGGAGGAGGAUGCGCGAUUAGAAGAGGAGAGACGGAGACGACAAAGCAGCUCACGCUUCACAGGAGACGGGUUUACAACACCUGUCCGAAAACAAUAUCGUCAGGGUGCGCAUACGGACAUGUCCUCAGACUUAUCAUCUAUAAUCCCACCUGAUCCACAUCAGGUGCGGCCAGGUGUUUCGAAUAUACCGCCAGUUCCCGUUGCUGUGAGCCAGUUCAGAUCAAGACACGAUAUUACAGAGACAGUAGCAAUGCCUCCCGCGCCGCCAGAUCCACAAGGAAUACUUCACCAGGAAUCUGGAAGCGAAACCUACAUGUCUCCAGGGGGCCAUCCACAUCGAAGGCCAUCCGAACGAAGGCGAAGAGCAGGUGAUAGAGCAGCCGCUGAAGCCGUAGCCGCAGCAGCAGGCCUAGCAGCGGAAGAGGAGAGAAGACGGCGGAGAAGCCAAAGCAGAGGAGGAGCAGGUGCCGUAGACUCACCACCCAUAAGCGUCAAAGUCAAAGUCCACGGCGACAAAGACCGAAACGUCACGCUCCGCCGCCUCACCGAAGUCGAAGCAGCCGCCGAAAAAGAAGCUCAAAACGCCAAAGCGAGACGUACGAGAGCAGACAGUAUGAGCAGUCUCAGCGGUAGCGACGUCCGCUCGUCUCGCCAACAACGAUACCGUCGAAGCGAGCGCGCCGCUGAGCGGAGAGCGGAAAGUAUAGCUCCUCCUCCACCGUUGGAACCUCCGAAUCCGUCCUUCGCGGCCGGCAAGAGACCGAAGGAUAGCGCGUAUUAUAGUGGAAGACCUGCCGAAUCGCUGGGGACGAGUGUGGUGAGUCCUGAUAGCCAUGGGACGUGGAGCGAGAUGAGUCCUUCGGGGGUGGGCAAACAGGGGAGUGAGAGUCAUGAGGAUAAGAGGAGGCGGAGGAGGUUAGAGCGCAAUAGACAGGGUGCUGGGACGGGGAAUACGGUUGAUUUUACUUGA